CUGUAUUCCGACCAUGGUCAUGUCUUCCCUGGACCUCCCCAGCCUUGUCUCACUUUCCUCUAAAGGAGGCCACACUGAGCUGCUUGGAUCAAGAGGUUGGUGGUGGUCACUGUGGUUCGCUCCAACACAUCAACACUCAACACAUCCUCAAGGUCCCUGUUAGGCUGGAUGAGAUGAGAUCCCUAUGUAGUGGUCGUCAUGGCAACUUGUGACUCUCCCCCUAUGGUGUCGUCACGGCAGCAGGAACAUGGUGGCCAAAGGCUGGACGCUGCUGCUGAGGACAACUCCCUCAUGGCCAUGGAGACCAGUGUCGCUAACAGAAACAACGCCAACAACAACAACCAAUCAUCACCUGCCGCCGUUAGAGAGCCAGGGAAUGGCCUUGGACAGCCUGUUGUGACCCCGCUGACGUCCACUGUUACCCCCACCACUGUCAGUGCAACCACCGACCCUCUAACUGAACAGAGUCGGAGAGAAAGCUUUACUACCAGUAACAAAGGGAGUGUUGCUGGGACUUUACCAGGAGUAGGAGGAGGAGCAGUUUUGGGUUCGGACUGUUCUGCCCCAGCCACUUCUCCUGUGGCGCCGGCAAAGGAGAUCCCCUGCAACGAAUGUUCUAAUUCCUUCUCCAGUUUACAAAAAUACAUGGAGCACCACUGCCCCAAUGCCCGUCUGCCUACCACUGGAGGUCACGAGGAGGGUGAAGAGGUUGAAGGGAUGGUAGGGGAGGAGAGUGAAGAUGAAGGAGAGCGUGAGUUGGGUGGUGCAGAAGUGGGGGAAAUGAACAGUGAGGUGGAAAUGGAAGAGGAGGAUAGCGAUGUGGAGAAUCUGUGUGGUGAUAUCAUCUACCAGCCCGAUGGCUCUGCCUUCAUCCUGGAGGACUCCAAAGAGCAGCGUGGCAACCAGGGGGGGCUCUCUGGGGCUCUUCAAUUCAGGGGCCUGCUGUCCCCCCAAACCUUCCCCAGUGUCCAGGCCAGCAGUGGCCAGAGUGGCCUGAGCCCAGGGGGGGAGCGGUUGGAGCAGCCCGCUGCACCCAUGUCCUUCUAUCCCCAGAUCAUAAACACCUUCCACAUCGCCUCAUCCCUGGGGACUAAUUCCCUAGUGGCUGACCACCCCUCCUUCCCAAAUACCUCAGCUGGAGGGCUGGUGGGCGCUGGUCCCAUGUUGCACAGUUUCCGUGUCUAUGACCUCCGCCACAAGAAUGACAAAGACUAUCUUACAGCGGAUGGUGCAGCCAAAAACUCCUGUGUGUCCAAAGAUGUCCCUAACAAUGUGGACUUGUCCAAGUUUGAGGGCUGCGUUGCUGAUGGGCGGCGGAAGCCUGUGCUGAUGUGUUUCCUGUGCAAGCUGUCUUUUGGCUACAGCCGUUCCUUCGUGACACAUGCUGUCCAUGACCACCGUAUGACCCUGAAUGAUCAGGAGCAGAAACUGCUGAGCAACAAGCAUGUCUCUGCCAUCAUCCAGGGCAUCGGCAAGGACAAAGAACCUCUUAUAAGCUUUCUGGAACCAAAAAAACCCCCCAACUCUGUGCUACCCCACUUUCCUACACCUGCCAACUUCCUAGGGCCAGACACGGGGCUCCGUGGAUUGUGGAAUGCUUUCCACAGUAGUGGGGAGAAUGCAGAUUCCCUUCAGGCAGGAUUUGCCUUCCUGAAGGGCAGUGCCAGCAGCUCCUCCAAUGACCAAACCCCCAGAACCCAAACCAUGCCAAAGGCUGAGACCAACCCAAACCUCGGGGGAGGGGCUGGUGCCCACAGAACCUCCAGCGGUUCUGCUGCUGCUGCCACUGGUGGUAACCUGGAAGGUCAGAACUCUGAUAGUGACUGCAAAGGCCACGUUAGGGACACAUGCACUUUGCAACCCAAUGGGCCGGACCUGAGCCAGUACUCGCCUAUCAAGCGGGAGCCCGGUGUAGUGGGAGGAGAAAGUCCAGAGCAGGAUGAGGAUGCUUACUCCAACGGUGGUGGAGUAGAAAUGGAGGCAGAUGAGGAGGAGGAGCGGGCCAUGAACAUGGCCAUGACAGGCCAGCGGGCCGACAGCACCAGUAGCAAAGAUUUCCCUCUCUUAAACCAAAGUAUUUCCCCCCUUUCCAACAGUGUGCUAAAGUAUAAUAUUGACAGCAAAGGCCCUGCCUCAACCUCCUCUUCCUCCCUGCCUGUAUGUGAGAAGCUGGAGAUGGAGAAGAGCCGCCUGUCCACAGCCCUGGCAGCUGCCAGAGAGCGGGAGAGCAGCAACGAUUCAACCAGUGAAGCCCUGGCAGGACGUGAUGGGUCAUCGCCAUCCUCCCACCCCCUUGAUAUGAUGAUGUUGCGCAGAGAUGAUGAGAGUCCGGGGCCUCUGUAUCAACACACAGGAAAUCCAAGUACACCUGGAACUCCAGGGACACCUGGUACUCCUGGUCCAGGUGAAGGAUCACCUGGUAGUGGGGUGGAGUGCCCAAAGUGUGACACAGUCUUGGGAUCCUCACGGUCACUGGGAGGGCAUAUGACGAUGAUGCAUUCACGCAACUCCUGCAAGACGCUGAAGUGUCCCAAGUGUAACUGGCACUACAAGUAUCAGCAGACGCUGGAUGCUCAUAUGAAGGAGAAACAUCCAGAGUCUGGUGGAUCGUGUGUGUACUGCCGCACAGGACAGCCUCAUCCUCGUUUAGCCAGGGGCGAAAGCUAUACCUGUGGAUACAAGCCUUUCCGCUGUGAGGUAUGCAACUACUCAACCACCACCAAAGGCAACCUUAGCAUCCACAUGCAGUCGGACAAGCAUCUGAACAACGUACAAACGCUCCAGAAUGGUGGCAGUGAGACACAAUACAACCACAACCAUGCCAAUCCUGUGCCCAGUGCCAGCCUUGGUGGAGGCUGUGGUGCACCCUCGCCAUCCAAACCCAAACAGAAGCCCACUUGGCGCUGCGAGGUGUGUGACUAUGAGACCAACGUGGCAAGGAAUUUGCGAAUCCAUAUGACCAGUGAGAAACACAUGCACAACAUGAUGCUGCUGCAGCAGAACAUGAAGCAGAUCCAACACAGCCUCCAUCUGGGCCUGGCCCCAGCCGAGGCAGAGCUCUACCAGUACUACCUGGCUCAAAACAUGGGCCUGGCAGGCGUGAAGCUGGAGAGCCCGGCCGGCAGCAGUGGCCCAGAUGCCCAGAUGAUGAUUAACCCAUUCCAGCUAGAUCCGGCGACCGCGGCUGCUCUUGGAUCGGGUCUCGUGAAUAGCGACCUGUCAGCUGAGCUGCGUCUUGCCAGUGGUCAACUGAUGGCAGAUGACCUGUCCUUGGUGUCCUCGGGCGGAUUGGGGGGCAUGUCCUCGUCAGACCCCUCCUUGUCCUCCCUGUCGCCGCCCAUCAACGACCCCUCGCUGCGCCUCUACCAGUGCGCCGUGUGCAACUGCUACUCCACAGACAGCCUGGAGGCCCUCAACGCCCACGUCAUCGCCGAGCGCGCCUUGCCCGAAGAGGAGUGGCGCUGCGUGGUGGGCGACGUCUACCAGUGCAAGCUCUGCAGCUACAACACGCAGCUCAAGGCCAACUUUCAGCUGCACUGCAAGACAGACAAGCACAUGCAGAAGCACCAGCUGGUGGCCCACAUCAAGGAGGGAGGCAAAGCCAACCAGUGGAGAUUAAAGUGUGUGGCCAUUGGCAACCCGGUGCACCUCAAGUGCAACGCCUGUGACUACUACAGCAACAGCGUGGAUAAACUGAGGCUACAUGCCACCAACCAGAGGCACGAGGCCGCCAUUCGUCUCUACAAGCACUUGCAGAAGCUGGACGGCGCCUACAGCCCGGAGUCGUGCGUCUACUACUGCGCACUGUGCGACUACUCCACGAAGGCCCGCCUCAACCUGGUGCAGCACAGUCGCUCGGCUCGCCACCAGCAGAACGAAGGACUGAGGAAACUCCAGCUGCACCAGCAAGGCCUGGGCGGGGACGAGGAUGGACUGAGCCUGCACGAGGUGUUCCAUGUCAAGGAGUGCCUCUCCAGCCAAGGAGUGAUCGCCAUGUCCAAAGAGCUUACCGGACAGAAUGCUGCGGUUAAACAUUCCCUCCCGCCAGAUCGACAAAUUGAAAGCCCACCAAAGAGGCCAAAGUCUGCUGAGGGAAAGACAUCUGCCAAUGAGCAGGUUCAGCAGUGUCCGUAUUGCAACUACAGCAGUAAAGAUGCCAACCGUAUGCAGCUCCAUGUGAUGUCCCAGCAUUCCAUGCAGCCAGUUAUCCGCUGCCCACUGUGCCAGGAUGUCCUGAGCAACAAGAUUCACCUGCAGCUGCAUCUCACACACCUUCACAGUGUGGCUCCUGACUGUGUGGAAAAGCUUAUUAUGACGGUCGUUGGACCUGACACAGCAGCACCAAAUAAUGUUAUGCAUCCCCAAACUGGACAAGACAAAGGUCUAUCUCUGAUGGAUUCCUCUACCUCCCUUACUGAUGGGUGUGGAAAAUCUCAAGGAAACAUCUUAAAGGAUGAGCUGACCAGUCAAGAAAAGAAUGAAUUGGACCCUCAGGGUGAGGAAGUCAAGCCCCCAAAGGAGGCCUCAGAGGCCCCAGACUGGAAGAGAGCCAGUGGGUUAGGACAUGAUACCAAAUCCCCUGAUACCCUUCAAGACCAUCUCAGUGAGCUCCAAAGACUCCAGCAGCAACAACAGCAGCUCUCAGUAUCUGAUCGUCAUGUCUAUAAGUAUCGUUGCAACCACUGCAGCCUGGCCUUCAAGACAAUGCAGAAGCUUCAGAUACAUUCCCAGUACCAUGCCAUCAGAGCAGCCACUAUGUGCAGCCUUUGCCAGCGCAGCUUCAGGACAUUCCUGGCUCUCAGGAAGCAUUUGGAGAAUGGACAUCCUGAACUUAGUGAAGCUGAAGUGCAGCAGCUAAUAGGAAAUCUCCCAACUAAUGGAGAUAUCACUGAGAGUGAGGCCAGGGCCUUAGAGGAAGCUCAGGCCUUUGAACAUGACUUGGACAAAGAUGAUGACAUUGACCAGGAAGAGAAGCCCAGUCCUACGGGAAGUGACAGUAGCUCUCUGCUUGAUGACAUGGGAGCAGAACCUAAACGAACCUUACCAUUUAGAAAAGGGCCCAACUUUACAAUGGAGAAAUUUUUGGACCCCUCUCGUCCUUACAAGUGCACAGUAUGUAAGGAGUCCUUUACCCAAAAGAACAUCUUACUAGUCCACUAUAAUUCAGUUUCCCACUUGCAUAAGUUGAAGAAAGUCCUUCAAGAAGCAUCAAGUCCAGUCCCACAAGAGACAAGCAACAGCACUGAUAACAAACCAUUUAAAUGCAAUAUUUGCAAUGUUGCCUACAGCCAAAGUUCAACACUUGAAAUUCAUAUGAGGUCCGUACUCCACCAGACCAAAGCAAGAACAGCCAAAACUGAAAUGAGCAGCAGCAGCAGCAGCAUCUCUGGUACUAGUGGUCCAGUGCCUGCAAAGAGUCCAGCACCAAGCACACAAGGGAACAGCAGCAACUCGGAUGCUGCAAGAAGUGGCACACCCUCUGCUAACAAAGAAAACACUGUGGAUCCCAAAGAAGCUCACAGCAGCAACAGUAAUAAACAAACAACUACUGACCAUAUUUCAGCACAGGCAAGCAUUCACCAGUCAGCGCAGUCCUCAGCCCAACUGCAACUGCAGCUUCAGCAUGAACUCCAGCAACAAGCUGCUUUCUUCCAGCCUCAGUUUCUUAAUCCAGCUUUUUUCCCCCAUUUUCCAAUGACCCCAGAAGCACUUCUACAGUUUCAACAACCACAGUUUCUGUUCCCCUUCUACAUCCCUGGAGCUGAAUUCAACCUGAGCCCAGAACUUGCGCUUCACUCAGCAGCAGCUUUUGGAAUGCCUGGCCUCACUGGAUCAUUCUUAGAGGAUCUGAAGCAGCAGAUGCAACAGCAGCACCAGCUGCAGCAGGCUCAGGCACAGCAACAAGCUCAGCAGCAGCAGCAGCAACAGCAAGCCUCUCAGAAACAGUCUCAAAUUCAGCAGCAGAAAAAUCAUCAACUGCAGAACCACAAAACCAAAAUGGAGUCAGGGACUAUUUCAAUUUCAGAAAUUCAAAUGUCAAGAGAGGCAGAGGACCACUUAGAAAAACAAGAGAACAGAGCCAAAAUGGAAAAUGGUGGUGAUGCAUUAGGUGAUGUUGGAAAAGACAACAGAGAUUCUAAAAAGUCAAAGUUCUCAGAGCCAUUGAUUCCCCCCCCACGUAUUGUGUCAGGAGCAAGGGGCAAUGCAGCCAAAGCACUGCUAGAGAACUUUGGAUUUGAGUUAGUCAUCCAGUACAAUGAAAACAGACAACGAAACCAAAAGAAAAACAAAGAAGGAGUUGAAAAUGCAGAAAUGAACAAUGAUAAGCUUGAGUGUGGAAUGUGUGGAAAGCUCUUCUCCAAUAUGCUUAUUCUCAAAAGUCACCAGGAACAUGUGCACAGUCAAUUUUUCCCAUAUGUGGAGCUUGAAAAGUUUGCCCAGCAGUACAGAGAGGCUUAUGACAAACUCUAUCCAAUAAACCCUGCUUCACCGGAGACUCCACCACCGCCGCCUCCACCACCUCCUCCUCCUCCGCCACCUCCUGCUCCAGCCCCAGUGACGGCUCCACAGCCUCCAUCUACAUCAAUGACCAAGCCCCAAACCCCAGUACCUUCACCGGUUCCUGCUUCCCACCAGACCCCACACCAACCCUCUCACCAGGCACCACCAUCCCAGCCACCACCAACUCCUCAAACACCCUCUGCCCCAUCUGCACCACCCCAAGUACAGCUUCCUGUUUCCUUGGAUCUGCCCCUUUUCCCACCUCUAAUGAUGCAGUCUGUCCAGCACCCAGGCAUGCCCCCUCAGCUGGCCCUCCAACUGCCCACAAUGGACUCUCUUUCCACAGACCUUACACAGCUUUGCCAGCAACAAUUGGGUCUUGAUCCAAACUUUCUCCGUCAGUCUCAGUUUAAGAGGCCUCGCACUCGUAUUACUGAUGACCAGCUUAAGAUCUUGCGUGCCAACUUUGACAUCAACAAUUCUCCCAAUGAAGAGCAAAUCCAGGAGAUGUCAGAGAAAUCUGGCUUGCCCCAAAAAGUCAUAAAGCACUGGUUCCGUAACACACUUUUUAAAGAAAGACAGCGGAGUAAAGACUCUCCCUACAAUUUUAAUAUUCCUCCUAUUACUACAUUAGAAGAUAUUCGAAUGGAGCCCCAGCUCAGUGCCCAUGAAUAUUACAGAACCGAGUCAUCCAUCAACAAGAGGUCCUCCAGGACCAGAUUCACUGAUUACCAGUUGAGGGUACUUCAGGAUUUCUUUGACACUAAUGCCUAUCCAAAGGAUGAUGAGAUUGAGCAGCUCUCCACCGUGCUCAAUCUACCAACCAGAGUCAUUGUAGUGUGGUUCCAGAAUGCCCGCCAGAAAGCGCGCAAGAGCUAUGAGAACCAGGCAGAUUGUAAAGAUAAUGAGAAAAAAGAGCUGACCAAUGAGCGAUACAUCAGAACCAGUAACAUGCAGUACCAGUGCAAAAAGUGCAACAUUGUGUUUCCACGCAUCUUUGACCUUAUCACUCACCAGAAAAAGCUGUGUUAUAAAGAUGAAGAUGAGGAAGGCUAUGAGGACCAAUCUUUUGAGGAAUACACAGAUUCUGUUGAGCAGGGUCCCGUUAGGAUUACCCAAGGACCUUUAGAGCCACCUAAACAGUCCCAAACAGGAACUGCCACCAGUUCUGGCUCAAGCUCCCCUGUGAUGGCCUCUCCUCGUGCCAGUUUGGGGAAAAUGUCCCCUAAGCCAGACAUUGGCCCUGAAACUGAAAUUAAACAAACUGAGACUGCCCAGUCACCAGUGAUCAAGUCACUACCAGAGCCCAGACCAUCUAAGGCUUGCACUCCUCAGCCACCUCCUCAGAAGGCUCCCCAGCCACAAAUAUCAAGACCCCAUUCCCAGCCACAGGCAGCAGCAGUGCCCUCAAGUCCACUGUCUUUGGCCCUUUCCUCACUCACAAACAGUCUCCCCCACCAAAUGCUUCAGUACCAGUGUGACCAGUGCAAGAUUGCAUUCCCCACUAUUGAGCUAUGGCAGGAGCACCAGCACAUGCAUUUCUUGGCUGCCCAAAACCAAUUCCUUCAUUCUCAGUUCCUUGAAAGACCCAUUGAUAUGCCCUACAUGAUUUUUGAUCCCAACAACCCCCUAAUGGCUAGCCAGCUGUUAUCUGGAGGUCUUUCCCAAAUCCCAUCUCAGGGUAGCUCUGGUUUGGCCUCCGCAGCAGGCUCUGGAGCAAUGAAAAGGAAACUGGAUGACAAAGACGAAAGUGGUAAUGACAAAGAUGGAGGAAAUAGUAGUGAAGAGCAACACAGAGAUAAACGUUUGAGAACCACCAUUACACCAGAACAACUGGAGAUUCUCUAUGACAAAUACCUACUUGACUCUAACCCAACAAGGAAGAUGUUGGACCAUAUUGCACGAGAGGUUGGCUUGAAAAAGAGAGUUGUGCAAGUUUGGUUCCAAAAUACCCGUGCAAGAGAGAGAAAGGGGCAGUUUAGAGCUAUAGGGCCCUCCCAGUCCCACAAGAAGUGUCCCUUCUGCAGAGCACUGUUUAAGGCUAAAUCUGCUCUAGAUAGUCACAUAAGAUCCAGACACUGGCAUGAGGCUAAGCAGGCAGGCUUUAGCUUGCCCCCAAGCCCAAUGAUGAAUCAAGACAAUGAAAGAGGAGAAAGCCCAAAUAAAUAUAAUUUCUUUGACUUCUCACAGCUGCCUACCAAGACUGAGCCAAAUGAAUAUGAGCUGCCUGCUGCAUCCUCAACCCCACUCAAACCAUCUGAUGCACAGGUAAAAAACUUCUUAAGCCCUUCAUCCUUAAAAGCUGAAAACUGUGAUGAAACUGAAGGGCCUAAUAUGAAUUCAGCAGAAGCUUCAUCUUAUGAUCUCAGUAAGAUGGACUUUGACGAGACAUCAUCAAUUAAUACAGCCAUAAGUGAUGCUACAACUGGAGAUGAGGGUAAUAACAAUGAGAUUGAGAGCCUCACUGCCAAUGGAGGAGACAAGUUGAGUGACAACAGGUGUGGCCUGUUGCCAAAUUCCGAUGUUGGCAAUGAAAGGUUCCAAUUCAGCAUGGUUAGCCCUUCCCUGAGCUUUUCUGGAAGAGACUGUGACUCUUAUUUUAGCUCCAGGGAUGAUGACAUGGAUGAAAGCAAUGACAGGAGUGAGUCAUCAAGCCUAGCUGAUCCUAGUUCCCCUAGUACCUUUGGGACAGGUAACCCUUUCAAGUCUGGCAAAGGCAGCAAUUCUGGGGACAGGCCAGGCCACAAACGCUUCAGGACUCAGAUGAGUAACCUGCAACUUAAAGUUCUUAAGGCCUGUUUUAGUGACUACCGCACUCCCACAAUGCAAGAGUGUGAGAUGCUGGGCAAUGAGAUUGGACUCCCUAAGCGUGUUGUUCAGGUGUGGUUCCAGAAUGCCCGUGCUAAAGAAAAGAAGUUCAAGAUUAACAUUGGAAAGCCAUUCAUGAUAAGUCAAGGCUCACCAGAGGGGCCCAGGCCUGAGUGUACCUUGUGUGGUAUAAAGUACACUGCCCGGAUGUCUGUACGAGACCACAUUUUCUCCAGACAGCACAUCGCCAAAGUGCAAGAAACCCUGGGAAACCAGGUGGAUAGAGAAAAGGACUACCUAGCACCGACCACUGUCCGUCAGCUGAUGGCCCAGCAAGAGAUGGACCGCAUGAAGAAAGUUGGUGAGGGACUUAGCCUGCCUGGCCAGCAGCAACAGACUUCAGUGGACAACAGUAAUGCACUUCAUGGCCUCAGCCUACCCUCAGGCUACCCAGGGUUAUCUGGCCUACCACCCGUGCUACUUCCUGGGGUCAAUGGGCCAUCAUCACUUCCUGUUUUCCCACCCAACACACCUGCUUUAGCGUCUCCCGGUGCUGGCAUGCUUGGGUUCCCUACACCAGCCACCCCCUCUCCUGCCAUGUCUCUCAGCACUACCCCAACCAAGACUCUUCUGCAGACUCCUCCUCCUCCUCCUCCACCUCCUCCUCCUCCUCCUGUUCCCUCCACACCUUUGGCAGCAGCAAAUCAUACAGAGCAGCAAGGCAAAGACACAGAGAGAGACCGCAGCAAGAAAUCAGGAGACAAGUCACUGCAGAUGAAGGUGAAGGAACAAGAGAACGAGAGUGGCUCACGCCCUGAGACCCCAAGCAUGGCUAAGAAAAGGGAGAAACAACGUUCAGCUCCAGGGAAACCAGGAAAUGAGACUGCAUUGGAUGCGUCACAGCUCCAGGCACUUCAGAAUGCUCUUGCGGCAAGUGAUCCCACCUCUUUCUUGGGGGGGCAGUUCCUGCCCUAUUUUUUCCCUGGAUUUCCAAACUGCUUCUCUCCCCAGCUUCCUAGAGGGGUCCAGGCAGGGGGCUACUUCCCACCACUGUGUGGAAUGGAAAACCUGUUUCCAUAUGGCCCGGCAGCAGUCCCACAAGCUGCCAUGGCAACUGGUCUCUCCCCGACCGCUCUCCUGCAGCAGUACCAGCAGUACCAGCAGUCCCUUCAGGAUUCACUGCAGAAGCAACAACAGCAGCAGCAGAAACAACUUGAGCAACAGCAGAAACAACAGCAGCAGCAGCAACAGAAACCCACCCCUGUGAAGACACCCCAGAGCAUACAGAGCACCACCACCAACUCUUUCAAACCAAAAGAUGCUAUAGAUGCUAAGGAUGACACCAACAAAGGCUCUUCAACAGAAAGCACAAAAGAAGAUCCCAAAACAGAUACCAAAAGUACCAUGGAUUUUCCAGACGCUUUUAUUGUACCGUCCGUCAAGCAUGAGUUUAUAUGCAGGAAGUGCCAGAUGAUUUUUGCUGAUGAAGAUUCAGUGGUGCGUCAUCAGAAGUCCUUCUGUUACUUCGGACAUCCUUUUACUGACCCGCAAGAGACAGUGCUUCGAAAAGCAGUGAGCAACUACACUUGUGUUGCCUGCAAUGUGGUUGUUAACGGGAAUGAAGCACUUGGCCAACAUCUUCAGUCGAGCUUGCACAAAGAGAAAACAAUCAAACAAGCAAUGAGAAAUGCCAAAGAGCAUACUAGAUUAUUACCUCACUCUGUCUGCUCCCCUACUCCUAACACCACAUCUACCUCGCAGUCUGCAGCUUCUUCUAAUAACACCUUUCCUCAUCUCUCUCGCUUGUCCAUGAAGUCCUGGCCAAAUGUCCUGUUCCAGGCCACCACAGCCCGGAAAGCUGCUUCCUCCUCCCCGUCUGCCUCUCCUCCUCCCCCCCUCUCCUCACCUUCAACGGUUACCUCAACUUCCUGCAGCACCUCAGGGGUUCCAACCUCACUACCCACCGAGAGUUGUUCAGAUGAGUCUGACAAUGAGCUAAGCCAGAAGCUGGAUGAUUUAGAGAACGCGUUGGAAGUCAAGGCUAAGCCGGCCUCUGGCCUAGACGCGAGCUUCAGUAGUAUCAGAAUGGAUAUGUUCAGUGUGUAGGAGUGACAAAAGGAUCCCUUGCUUAAAGAAAAAAAUAAGACUUUUUAAACUGCAGUUCCAAAGUCUCUCUUAACCCAAAAAAUUACAGUACCAAAUGAUUGACUCAGGAUUGUUUUUCCCAUAUUGAUAUGCUGGCAAGAUAUUGAUUGAUUUUUGUUAUGGACAGAACUGUUGCAGAUGCUUGACUGAGCUUAUAUUGUAUACAAAAACAUGGAGUAGGAAAAAAUCCCACAGGCUCCCUUGGGGAGCUUGUUUCAAGCCAAAAACUCUCACGAUAGCAAAUUGCACCUCAGCUGGAUUGUUUUCCAAAUGCUAGCAUGUACUGUAUGGGAUGACGAUCCAGAACCCUCAAAGAGAAUCUCUCUUAGUUUAGAUAGGUGUAAUUCAGUAGCUUUAAAUUCUCAGGUCAGAACAUAACAUUUCUCAUUUGUUAAAGCAGCAACAAGCCUGGGUACACUUGGCUUAUAACCAAAACAUGUCAAGCUUUAUCGGACGCAUUUCCUUGAUGUGUAUAGAGUACCAAGAGACAAUAUUACUGUUACAAUGGACGAUGUGCAUAUCCUUUUAGUUUUGCCCUACAAAGACAGUAUGGUUUUGCCACUGAGGGAAUAUAGAAUGGUGAAGUAAAUGUGUAUGAUGCCCCUGUGUUUGCCAGUUUGUAUUUCAACAAGCUGUAUCUAUUUCCCACCCCAUUUUUUCCUUUUUUUCUUGUAGUAUAUACUAAUCUGUGCCAACUCUUACCUUCUCACUUUUACCUCUGCUCACACCCUUUUCUGAAGAGGUAAUAACUCUAGUUUUGAUAGACUCUCUCGGAUUAUGUGAAUAUAACAUUUUUCAUUUGUGAAUUGCUGUACUGUUACGGUACCUGCUUGUGUCUGGACUAUAGUGCACUUAUUUUGUUUUUGUUUGACUUUUUAUUAUUUGAGUAGGCCAUUUGUUAAUUUAAUAGAUUUUUUUCCAUUUGUAUGUAUGUAUGUUUGUAUUUUAAUUAUUAUUUGUGUCUAUUGCAGCAGCAUAUUGGUCCACAUUUGUUACAGGAUUGAUGCCUAACAAUCUAGAGACCUAUUUAAUAAUUGGUGCAUCCAUGAAAGCAGUACUGUAUACUUGAAACUGUUAAGGUACAAGUUGGUCACAAUGUUAAAAAAAGGUAUGAACAUUUACGUUUGAAAAUAUGCUGCUUUAAAAGGGGGACAACAGCAUUUGUGUUGUAUAUUAAAAAACCUUUUCCUGUACUUGUAGGACUUAAAACAGUGUUACACGUAUACACAGACAUUUAUCGCAUAGGUUGACGUCCUCCCAUCAAUUCUCUGGGCACUUCUGAUGAUCUACAGUUAAAGUCAACAUUUUCAUUUUUCCACAUUUAGUGAUUUCAACAUUGCAAAGUAUUACCUUACAAAGUUUGCUGCUACUGUGUAAAGUUAUUUUGCUUGCCAUACAUUCUCUCAACUUUCUACCAGACAAGAUACUGAUCCAUUAAUUGCUUUGCUUUGCUACCUUUUAUUAUUUUAUGUUAUUUUGCUGUGGAACUAAGAAUGUGAAAGCUGUCAAAGGGUGUUCAAUUUUUUACGAAUCACUUUCUAGUUUGGUAAUUGAAACCAAUGUGAUUCAUUCCAAAGUAACAGAAGGCUAUUUGUAUGAAAGAAAAAGGCUUGUGAACAAAGAAAGCUAAGCUGUUGUACAUAUUCGUAGUUGGCUGUGCAUGGUACAAAUUUAUUAAUAUGAAGAAAUGCAAAAAUGUAUUGCUUUUGGUAUUUCCUAUUCUGAGAUGAGCAAGUAGCAUGUAAUGCAACUGUUUGACAGGUUAAAUCAAAUCAUGCUUAGUUAUUGUUUCAAACAAUGAAAUCAAGUAACAUUUCCUUUUAUGUUUUAUUAUUGUAAAGGUGUUUUUUUCAAAGUUUUAAAGCAAAAUGUCAGACUUUAAUUUUCUGCGUGAGCUUUUUAAAUGUCAUUUUUUGGAUUUUUAGUAUUUUGACAUUUACUUUAAUCCUGAAGACACUUUUCGAUUGUGUUUCAUAAGAGACAUCCUGGCCUCCCAAGGUGCAAUUCUGCCAUUGUACAAACAUGAGCGACUGUCCGGAUUCCAAAGGCUUUCACAACUCUGGCUUUUUGCCUUUCCCCACUCGGUGGCUCAGCAUUAAAAGACUGAACUGUCAGCUAGCAUCAUGUGCUAAGAUGUUAGCCUCAGACAGGACGCUUUCCACACCAAGGACUGGUAAAAGCUAACAAACCAACAAAAAGGAUGGUCCAACAAUAUAACUGUACAUAGAUAUUGCAACUGCACAGCAGCCAAAAAGAAAAAAAAAAAGAACUUUUUAAAAACAAACGGAUGGAUUGUGUCAUGUUUAUGGGGACAGCCUUCAAAAGGUUGAAAUUGGAAUUGUUCUUCUGGAUGUCAAAGGGAUUUUCAUGGCGCAAUCAUAUCCUACACAAUAUGUACUCUUCAACAUCUGGGUUACAUAGGAAAUGCACCCUGAGGUUUUAAUAAGAAGAAGCCCCUAUGGCUAAAACUUUAAAUAAACUAAACCAAAAAUGUUAUUGAUGUUUUAUAUAUAGAGAGUAGUCGCAUUAGUUUUUGUUACUGUACUGUUUGAGGUCUCAACUGUACCGUAUCACGGUAAUAACAUGGUUUUGAAACCGUUUUUUUAUUUUGUCACAGACCUGUUGUCAUAGUUGAAAUGACGUUUAUUGUAGAUGGUAUUUGAACAACUUCUGGAAAUAGUUCAUCAAGUAUGUUUGUUGCUCAUUGUUGUGAUACAUUAAAAACUGUAUCUGCAAACCA
This is a messenger RNA of Paralichthys olivaceus (Japanese flounder), 14194 nucleotides long. Lineage: Eukaryota; Metazoa; Chordata; Actinopteri; Pleuronectiformes; Paralichthyidae. The record is from RefSeq and is a predicted model, not a curated record.